GUCGGAAUUCAGUUCAGUGCAUCAUGGCGCGCCUGCACUGGCGCAGGCUGCAGCAUUGAUACUUACUGAUACAUAAUCCGAGUGCAUUAUGACUCGGAUUCAUGGUCUGAAGAGAGCUGCCCAGGAAAAUGAUUAGGAGACUUGUCCCCUUAGGCUUCAGAGUCGCCUGUCUUCCCCUUUUCAACUUCGGCGCCUUAGCAUCGUUCAGCUGACCCAUGGCAACCAACAGCACUGGUACUCCUGGAUCCCCUUGGAGGUGCUGAAUGACUCUUCGUUUGCAACUCGCAUGGCGGCAGCAAUUGACAGAGAUGAUAGGACCGUUGACGAGAAGAUAGAGCUCUUAGCGCUCGCUUACCGCUGCUCAGAGGUGUUCUCUGUGGGUGACAGCAGCAGCUCAGACACCGCAAAGAGGGGCAUGCCUAGAGACACUCUUUAUCGGGCGCUUGAUGCCCUGCUCACAGAGAAUGGCUGUGAAUGGAGAUCACUCAUAUCAGGAGGCCAGGCAGGGAAGCUGCUCAACACGGCAGUCCAGGAGCGUUUGGAAGGCGGUGAACGGCCCCUGGACUUCCCUUCGCCGAUCUCAGCCAACAAUGCGGCGCGUGGUCAUGUCGGCAAGGCUUUGCACGACAUAUCCAACCAGAAAGCAGCUCAAAAGCAGCUCCCAGGCUCCGCUGCAUCCACAGCAAAGCUAAAAAACCAAGCAUCUGCGCUGGUGGCACUCUCCGCCUCAAAGCCCUCUGAACCAUUUAUCUUCUCCCCUGGCUGCACCAAAAGGCAUCGGAAUAUUCUGUACCGCGAGGGUCUUGUGAUCAAUGCGAGCAACGUCAGAGCGAUUGGGAAGAUUAAGCAGUGGCACGCGCCCUACCGUACGUUUGAUGACAGCCAGUGCAGUCCUGCGCUGAGCGAUUUGAUGCGAAGGGUGGGCAACGUGGAAUCAGAGAGCCUCGUCUUCGACGUCGCGUACCAAAGAUGGCUUCUAAACCGAAGUCGUCACCGCAGAGUGUCAAGAAGGAGGUCUCCGUGCUUCCCAAGCUGCCAAGCCCUUACGACUUCACCCCGCAGUCCCUGCAUCCUGGGGCUGUGGUUGGGGUGAAGGACACGGAGGACUACUUUGAGAUGUACGUCUACGUCGGCGCUGGUUCCAUAACUACGUUCAAGCCAGAGAGAACUACCCCAGGGCUGCCCUUCCAGAGCUUGGUGCUCGGUGGUGAUGCCAGCGGCAUCAUGAUCGACGAAGAUGUGAAGAUUGGGAGUGAGAGCGUCCGCAUUACAAGGAACGUGGAGGAGCUCGAGCAAUCUUCCUUUCCGCUUCAAUGGACAGUCAGCAUCCCCUUGCCGGAGGACGUCGACACGUCAAUCAGAGGAAAUAAAAGGGUCAAGAACGGUGUACAGGCGGUCUACUUGAAGAAACGGAAGUUGGAGGAAAAAAUCAUUGUCGAAGAUUGGCUCGAAGAGCUCAACUCUGAGUCAGAGUAGAAGCUUGUUGUGUUCAACAAGGCCCGUUGGCCUAGGUUAAUGGAAUUGGUGGGUGGUGGACGAUCGGACAGGAUUUGGCCAAGGGCACUAGCAGAUUAGGGUAAUAGAGCACUUCAAGUCCCACUAUUUAUUGAAGUGGUUCGAGGCUUUUUGCUUUGUAAUUGUAACACUGCUUGUCAAAUAUGGAUUAAACUUCGCGCUCGUGAACUCUUAGUUCCAGGAGCUUAUAUUCCAUUUGGAGGAUAUCACUGUCCAUUGCUCUUGGGCAUUCUAAUAAACAGCAUAAGGAUCUCAGGCUCAUGCGUCAG
Molecule: messenger RNA, 1784 nt
Organism: Klebsormidium nitens
Lineage: Eukaryota; Viridiplantae; Streptophyta; Klebsormidiophyceae; Klebsormidiales; Klebsormidiaceae
Source: the annotation of a GenBank genome assembly